Bombina bombina (fire-bellied toad) is the source of this 1074-nucleotide messenger RNA. Its product is annotated as putative nuclease HARBI1. The record is from RefSeq and is a predicted model, not a curated record. Lineage: Eukaryota; Metazoa; Chordata; Amphibia; Anura; Bombinatoridae. The transcript has 3 exons. Bases 1 to 1074 code for a protein of 357 amino acids.
AUGGAGGAGAAUGAUUUGGACCCAAAUACGAGCUUACAAAGGUGCACACUGGUGCCGAGAGUUUUCUUGCCCCUUUGUGGUCUGUAUGCUCUAACUGAUUAUGAAAUUAAAAAAUGGUUCAGGCUCAACAGAUCAACUAUUUUAGAUUUAUAUGGACUAAUACAACAUGAACUAGAAGCUAGCACAAGAAGGACAAGAUCUAUACCAGUAAUAGGGAAAUUAUUGGCUGUGCUACAUUUCUUGGAUACAGGAUCUUUUCAAUCGUUGUCCAGUCCAAUUGUAGGAAUGAGUCAGCCAUCGUUUUCAAGGCAUCUGGGUGUUGUGUUAAAGGCAAUUUUAAAACAUCUAAACAAAUAUAUAUGUGUUCCAAAGAAUUCAGAACAGUGGCACAGGAUAAAAAUUGGAUUGUAUAAUGUUGCCGAGAUUCCCAAUGUGCUAUGUGCUAUAGACUGCACUCACAUUGCAUUGGUACCACCUUCAUCAGUUGAGGAACAGUACAGAAACAGGAAAAGUUUUCACUCCUUCAAUGUCCAAGCAGUGUGUGAUGCGAAGCUUCAGAUUUGGGAAGUGAGGUCUGGGUUUCCUGGUUCAUGCCAUGACUACCACAUACUAAAGCAAUCACAAUUAUAUACAUCUUUCGAACGUGGUGAAAUGCCACAUGGAUGGCUAUUAGCUGAUAGCGGCUAUCCUUGUCGACCAUGGUUUUUAACACCUGUACCAAAUCCUAACAGCGAUUCUGAAAAUCGUUUUACCGAAGCUCAUCGAAGUACAAGGAGUGCAGUUGAGAGGACAUUUGGAGUUUUGAAAAUGUGUUUUAGUGCAUUGGACCGCACAGGGGGUGUUUUAAUGUAUUCGCCUGAAAAAGUCAAUGACAUAAUACUUAAAUGCUGUAUGCUUCACAACAUGGCAGUCCGGUGUGGAGAUGUCAAUAACAUCGAAAUUAUGAAUGUUCCACAUGAUGAUUAUUCCCCACCAGAAUUAAUAAGUCAAAAUUCCACCCAAACUGGAGUUUCUAACAGGACAGAGAUAAUAGAGAGAUACUUUGCCUGUGACACAAUAAUUCAUUGUUUUUGA